Liolophura sinensis is the source of this 816-nucleotide messenger RNA. RefSeq lists its product as uncharacterized. The record is from RefSeq and is a predicted model, not a curated record. Lineage: Eukaryota; Metazoa; Mollusca; Polyplacophora; Chitonida; Chitonidae. The transcript is spliced from 6 exons. Bases 1 to 816 code for a protein of 271 amino acids.
AUGAAGACGGAGUUUAAGCAAAUCUGCUUACGGACAAUCGGUAUUUUGCGAACUAGCGACAAAACGCUUGAUGGUGACAAAGAUGAUAAAAAUGAUGAUGGUAAUAAUGACGAUGUUGGUGAUGAUGAAGACGAUGAUGAUGACGAUGAUGACGACGGCAGUGUAGAGGGAAAUACACUGCCAAAGAACAAAUGCGACGAAACCGAAUGUGCUAAACUGGAAGGUUACUGUGAGGCCUUAAAGGAUGGUACCAGUGUCUGUAAAUGUUUCCUGUCUCGCCAGCCACCAGACGAUACGGGUUCGUGUAGACCCUCUUCUGACGUGAAACUCGAGGAACCAAGCACCGCGAAGCCUCUGACCAAGCUGGACAUAAAAGCAUAUACCCUGGAAUGGGUGGAUUUGACUAAGGAGAGUGUCACAAAGUCUACCGAAAACAGCCAGGUAAUGGAGAACCUCAAUACCGGAUGUGACCCUUUGACCUGUGAGGGAUCCUGCCACGGUGAGGGUCCUAAUGCUAAGUGCAUAUUUUGGGACGCUCUUCUUAUACCCAAUAACAACGAGUCGAGUUCGGAUCAUGAGGACGUAGCAAACCAAGAAUUCCAUCCAAGUUCUUGCAACGAAAAGCUGUGCCCAGAAGGCCAAUGUGCCACCUGGCACAAUCAAACCACCAAGCACACGUGUGUCUGUGUGCACACGCUACAACCCCCCAAUGAGAACGGCUCGUGCGGAGGCGAAGAGCUACAUACAAGCGGCAACGCCAUUCAUCCCCCGUCCCACAUCUUUGGAACGAAUACGACUAAUACGGUAACUACCUGA